Messenger RNA from Coccidioides immitis RS, 1538 nucleotides. RefSeq lists its product as uncharacterized. Gene Ontology annotation, molecular function: glycosyltransferase activity. Gene Ontology annotation, cellular component: membrane. Lineage: Eukaryota; Fungi; Ascomycota; Eurotiomycetes; Onygenales; Onygenaceae. The transcript is spliced from 2 exons. Bases 1 to 1320 code for a protein of 439 amino acids. The record is from RefSeq and is a predicted model, not a curated record.
AUGCGAAUUCUGUGGGGCCGGCUCCGUUGGCGUUUCCUGGUGCUCACCCUCCCCGCAAGCCUAUUCUUAUUAUGGACUGCUCUGCCAUAUGAUAGCUCUAUCCGCCUUGCCCUCCGCUUCAAUCUUAAUGCUCUUGGUUCUCCCUUCGCAAGCCAGCGGUUGUUCGUCAAACCACCCGCUUUUCCAGUGACAAUCUCAAAGGAUGCUGGCAUAAUUCUCAAGUCUGGAUUUGGAACAAAAGAUCGAAUUUCGGCAUGGCUUGAAUCGCACCAAGAAAGGAGUUUUGUCGACAUCCUUGUUGUCGGCGACUUUGCAACGCAGCCAGGACAGCACUAUAACUACAGCGGCCGUCAACUUAACGUCCACGACCUGUUGGCGCGGAUGCUGGAGAAUGGAUCCCUACCCCCAGGCUUAUCGCAUCCACGAUUGCUCAAAUAUUCAAACCUAACAGCUGCCAUUGCCACUGGUGACACGAACCUUGCACUUGAGCUAUCCAAAUCCUUUGGAUGGGAAUUAGAUGCUAUGAAGUUUAUUUCUGGGCUUGAGCUGGCCUAUAAACGCAUGCCACUUAAAAAAUGGUAUAUUUUGGCGGAUGACGAUACAUACAUCGUGGCCCCUUCACUGGAAGGCUUUUUAGGCCAUUUCGACUCAAAUCUUUGCUACUAUCUUGGAAAUCCUGUUGGAGAUUAUAGAGGCCGCUUCGCCCACGGAGGAUCCUCUGUGAUCUUAUCCCAGGCGACUAUGCGUCGACUUUUUGAGAAUCCUGAAAUAGUUUCUGCGGCGCAUGAAGAGUCGCUUUCAGAAACUUGGGGUGAUAAACUUCUUGCAACAACCUUAAUCAAACUUGGGAUAUACCUAGAGGAAGGAUACUCCCGGUUCUUUAAUGGGGAACCGCCUAGGAGCGCGAAGCUCCGAUCGGAUCGAUUUUGCAUAGCCAUUAUGGCUUUCCAUGGGUUAUCUCCUUUAGCCAUGCUACAGACCGGCAGAAUGUUCAGACAUGCUGUAAAGCCUGUGCGAUGGAUCGACCUAUUGUCUAUUUACCAGGCACUACUCCCUGACACUUUUACACAACAAUCAAUUCGACAAAAUUGGGACCAUGUUGGUAGUCUGGAUGAAUCGACAAAAUCAAUUAACGUCACGACUGCCGGCCAUUGUGGCGAAGCAUGUCACGCCGAUUCUAGUUUCUGUCUUGCCUGGACCUGGGAACUAGACACCCAAGCUUGCCACAUGAGCCCAUGGGUGAUUGUGGGAGAUAACGCUCCUGGAAAAGCCUCAGGACUUAAUACACCACGAGUAAAAAAGCUGGCUACCACAUGCUAGACUGCUAGCAACUGGUUGCUUUUCAAUUUUUUCAAUUUCACUCAGGGAAGCAAAUCCCUUGUGAUGUCUCGUUGUUCCCUUCGGCGAAGCAGAGGUCAUUAUCUAGAUUAGAUCGUGUACCUACGCCACCACAUGUUCUAGAUUGGCGUGGGUUCUGUAGGGACUUUAGCAAUGUAAUUUGAGGGGGCUAAGGCUCAGGGCAUUUUUUGGCAUUCAGA